AUGCUGUCGCCCUCGAGCCUCAGCCGAGCUGGCCACGAGGUGCUGAGCAGCCGAGGCGACACGGCGGCGGCGCUUCUGCUUGCCCAACCAAAGCGGACGCCUGAAUCCCUGCGACUACGACCGUCCGACAGUGGCUGUUUCUCCGAGACACGGGCGUCCCGCGACGAACACAGCUUCGUGGUGGAAUGUUGCUAUUUGCGACGCGCUAGCACGGAUCAGCCUCUCCUCGAGACCACACACAACCUCAGAGCGGCCAACUCGGCCGAGGGGGCCGUGUCUAAACGCAGCGGUUGCCAAGCAGCGCGUCGGUUCACCAAGCUCGGCCAAUUCUCCGCCUCUCUGAAGCAACUGUCCAGUCCGGGCGUCAACACGAACGGGCAAGACGCGAUGGUGAUGCGACGAAAUAUCGCCUCUCGGUUCUCUUCGUCGGCAGACGCGCUCGUCUCGCCGACUACAAGCAGCAGUCCGAACUCCGGUCGCCGGGCAGCCUCGGCCGGCCGUCGAACCCAUCCCGCUUUAGCCGCCUACAGACUUGACCGCCUCCCCUACCGUCUCGACUACACCAGUCUGCCAUCGUCUGGCCUUGGGCCCACCGGUUCUCAGGUUGGUGUCUCCAUCUCCACUUCUCCGCAGACCAGAUCCUCUUCUUCCUCCUCCUCCUCCUCUUCUUCCUCUUCUGCCGCCAUUUCGCUCUCUGACACCGCCAGCGCUUCCGUCGCCGUUCAGACUCGUCGAAUGGCGAUUCGCUCACUCAGCUCGCCCCCUUCGGCCAGUCGAUGGCGGCCGCUGCAGACGCGGAGGAGGGUUGUCUCGGAGGGCAGUCAUGAGGCCGAUGUGGCCGGUACCGACACUUCCGAGCAGCCGCAACCCUUGCCCGGGCCGAGUGCGCCUCUUCACUUUGCACUGAGCAUGUCUCCUGUUCUGGUGGAGGAAGAGGGUCUGCAGACACGACAACAACAUCAGCUGCAGGAGCAAGUGGCCCAUUCGUCUACCACUCACCUCGACGUGGAGCAGAAGACCCGCAAGCCCGAGCCUCAAGAAGGCACAGGCCAGUCGCUGUCCAAAUGGCGGCUGUAUGCAGACCAAUUAGACAUUCAUUCUAACUUCCAGCACCGGGCCGUUGACAUCUUCAAUUUGAGGCGCACAGAGUUACAACUUGUCAUUGAGCAGGCCGACCACGAUGUGGGAAGUCAAGGUCUUUGUGUUGCCACGGCGAUGAAGCGAAACCGAUGUCAAGCCUACAGGAACGCAUUCAUAUAUGAAGAAAAUGUGGGUGGCAACCGUGGCUGUGUGGUGAAGUGGUGCCGCGGAUGA
Molecule: messenger RNA, 1314 nt
Organism: Protopolystoma xenopodis
Lineage: Eukaryota; Metazoa; Platyhelminthes; Monogenea; Polystomatidea; Polystomatidae
Source: the annotation of a GenBank genome assembly